Molecule: messenger RNA, 3174 nt
Organism: Patella vulgata (common limpet)
Lineage: Eukaryota; Metazoa; Mollusca; Gastropoda; Patellidae
Product: multiple epidermal growth factor-like domains protein 6
Exons: 5
Coding region: 82-3174 (1030 amino acids)
Molecular function (GO): scavenger receptor activity
Source: RefSeq, a predicted model, not a curated record
UGUGAAGACAAGAGGACUGUAACACCAUGUAAAGUUUAUGGUGCACAUUGUAAAGACAAACCUGGUGGUUGGAGAGACUACAUGGAGGAACACUGUAUGUCAACCUGCAACUAUUGUACAACAGAAAAUGUAGCUUUAGGCAAGACUACCAAACAGAGUUCAUCUUUAAUCCAGACUGGAUAUAAUUCAUCUAAUGCUGUAGAUGGUGAACGUCAGGAUAAAUAUGGAUCUUGCUCAGUUACAAAUAAUGACAUCAAAUCAUGGUGGUGUGUUAAUUUACAGAAGCCAUACAAAAUCAACGAAAUUAAUGUUUAUGGUGAAAAUAGAAAUAAAGGCACUGAAGUCAGCUUUACUAAUUUUUCUGUAAUGAUCAGUGAUACUGGUAGUUGUGAUGAAGCAACUCUUAAAUCAUCACCAGUUUGUUAUAAAGAUCCUGGUAGUAAUAGAAAUCCGUAUAGUAUAGAUAGAUGUAAUCAACAAGCAGAUGUAGAGUUGACAGGACAUAUUGUAUUUAUAACAACAGACAUUGAAUAUACAUCUCUAGCAUUAUGUGAAGUAGAGGUUUAUUCAGUUCGAUGUUCAGAUGGAUAUUAUGAAAAAUCUAGAGGAAGAUGUUCACCUUGUAACUGUGGUGUGAAACCAUGCGACCCUGAUACAGGACGUUGUUUAGAGAGAUGCCCUAUAAAUUGUAAGAUUGAUAAAUGUGAUGUUACUGGUAGAUGUACAGAUGGCUGUAAUGUGGGAUUCUAUGGUAUUAAUUGUACGGGUGAAUGUAGUCCAAACUGUAAAGGUGGUUGUAACAUGACGAAUGGUUUCUGUAUUAAUGGAUGUAAAGAAGGUUUCUAUGGUAAUGAUGGAAUGUGUAAGCUAGUAUGUUCAAACUGUAAUCCCGGUGGCUGUAAAAUGAAAGAUGGAACUUGUAUUAACGGGUGUAAAGAUGGAUUUUAUGGUGGGAGAUGUAGAUCGAACUGUUCAACAUGUAAAGACAGUAGAUGUGAGCGUGGUGUUUGUACCAAUGGAUGCCAAGACGGGUUUUAUGAUCGUGGUGGAUGGUGUCUCAAAAAAUGUCCAAAUUGUCUACCAGGAGGAUGUGAUAAAGAUGGUGGUGUUUGUAUCAGUGGAUGUAUAGAUGGUUGGUAUACAGAUACAUGUAAUACAAGUUGUAGUAGUUAUUGUCAAGGUGGAUGUAAUAGAUCAAAUGGUGUAUGUAAAACAUGUUCUCCAGGUAGAUAUGGUGAUACCUGUCAACAUGAAUGUAGUAGUUAUUGUCAAGGUGGAUGUAAUAGAUCAAAUGGUACAUGUACAAUAUGUUCUCCAGGUAGAUAUGGUGAUACCUGUCAACAUGAAUGUAGUAGUUAUUGUCAAGGUGGAUGUAAUAGAUCAAAUGGUACAUGUACAAUAUGUUCUCCAGGUAGAUAUGGUGAUUAUUGUCAAUAUGAAUGUAAUAGUUAUUGUCAAGGUGGAUGUGAUAGAUCAAAUGGUAUAUGUAAAACAUGUUCUCCAGGUAGAUAUGGUGAUUAUUGCCAACAAGAAUGUAGUAUUGGUUGUGUUUAUAACAUAUGUUCUACAGAUGGGUCGUGUAGUUGUAAAGCCACUUAUUAUGGUGAUAAUUGUAACAGGACAUGUAGUGAUGGAUGUAUCAACAGUUGGUGUUCUCCUUAUGGUGGAUUUUGUAGAUGUAAGGAUACCUAUUACGGUGAGAAAUGCGAAAAUGAAUGCAGUAACAAAUGUAUCAACGAACAAUGUAGAGAAUCAUCAGAACCAGAUAAACCACGGUGUACAGUUGGAUGUAUUGAUGGUUAUAAAGGUUCUUACUGUCAAACACCAUGCCCUGUUAACUGUGUAACAUGUAACACUACUGGCUGUUCUGUUUGCAAUCUUGGAUGGUACGGAUCUAAUUGUCAAAAGCGAUGCUCUGAGAAUUGUCGCAAUCAAUGUGAUUUGAUAUCUGGCGAGUGCAAACAAUGUGUAGGCAACAACACAUUUGGCAGGUUUUGUAAUUCAACUUGCAGUAAUGGAUGUAGAAGUCAAGGUAUAGAUAAAACAUGUAACAGAACGGGUGAUUGUUUAUUUGACUGUGUUGAUGGUAAUUAUGGUAACAGCUGUCAGUUGAAAUGUGCUAAAUAUUGUAGUGGGGGCUGUAGUAAACAAAAUGGUCGGUGCAAUGAUUGCGUCCGAGAAUUUUAUGGUAAUUACUGUAACAAUUCCUGCAGCAAUACGUGUUUAGAAGGAUGUAGAGGAACGGAUGGUUACUGUAAUAAAUGUAUGAAUGGUUAUUAUGGACGAACAUGUAAUCAAACGUGCAGUAAGAUUUGUGAAGGGGGGUGUAAUAGAGAUGGUAAAUGUUUACGAUGUUCAAAAGGUUUUUAUGGUGACUACUGUGACAUGAGCUGUAGCAAUAAUUGUAUAGAUUCAGUUUGUGAAGGACCAACUAACAAUCCAAAGUGUUCUAAAGGAUGUGUUGAAGGGAAGACGGGCCGAUAUUGUGAACGUGGAUGCCCACAGCAUUGUAUUAACUGUGACCAAUUCAACAGAUAUCAAUGUUCAACAUGUGAAGAUGGUUGGAGAGGAACUUAUUGUUCAGAGCGUUGUCCAGAACAUUGUAUCAAAUGUAAUCAAAACGGACAAUGUGUAUCCUGCAAAUCUGGUUGGUUUGGGAAACAAUGCGAUGAGCGAUGUCCUACACGGUGUGUUGGUGAUAGUUGUAAUCUUAACGGACAUUGUAAGUCAUGUGAACUAGGGCGAUUUGGACAAAGAUGUCGUGAAUUUUGUCCGUCUGGAUGUUUAGGAGAUAAUUGUACUAAAAAUGGAACUUGUAUGGCCUGCAGGCAAGGUAGAUUUGGUAUAAGAUGCAGAGACUUCUGUCCUACUGUAUGUCCAGAGAUCUGCCACAUGAACGGGACUUGUAAAUCAUGUUCAUCUGGGUCAUUUGGUCCCAUGUGUAGUAGAACCUGUCCUAUAGGAUGUUUAGAUAAUAUAUGUAACAUGGAUGGUACGUGUAAAGUUUGUAAACAUGGAUAUUAUGGAAUAACCUGUGACAAAACGUGUAGUACCAGUUGUAAAUCUAUCACUGGUGUAACUGUAUGUAAUAUAACAGAUGGUUCAUGUAUGGAUGAUUGUGGAGAUGGUACAUCUGGACAUAACUGUACAGGAGGUAAGAAGAUUCUGCAUUAA